CAAUCUUUGUGAUAUGAAGAAACAUGAAAUGCCAGAAUCGGUUCACUGCGGCUUUUUGAGUUGUUCCUUUUCUUUUCAUUCUUCAGUAACACGGCGUUCUGCUUGUUCGUCUUUCAGCACUGUUGCCAACGGUUUUGUAAAUCAACAGUUUCGUAAGAUACGUCCUGCAAAGGUUCAUUCGAAAUCUUUUGUUCAUCACUUGGCAAUGUCCAUAACCAGUACCAAGACACGUUAUAUCGAGUCCGAUUUUUCUGUUUUCCGAAUAUCUCAGGAUGUUAAAGAAGUAGAAGCUUCCUUUGGUGACUAUUUUGUGGAAAUAGCGUCCAAGGCAAUAGAGAAACAAGGUAGUUUUACACUGGCCAUUUCAGGUGGCUCCGUGUUGCAAUGUUUUUCCAACGCGAUCCUGGAAACAGCUGUUCGAAGAGAACGUGUUGACUGGGAAAGGACUCUUAUAUUUCUGGUUGAUGAACGAUACGUUCCCUGGGACGAUCCUCAAAGCAACUAUGGACAACUCCACAAAGUCUUACAAGCAAGCGGUGUCGAACACAAAGUAAAAGUAUUUCCUGUAAACACCUCCUUGUCCUUGGAAGAGGCUGCGUCUAGUUAUGAGCAAGAUAUAUUGUCUUGUCAGAAUGAAAGAGACUUUAUUAAAGUUCUACAUCAACCUGUGAAAUAUCAGUUGGAAAAAGUUCCGGCUUUUGAUCUAAUACUGCUUGGGUUGGGAGAGGAUGGUCAUACCGCAUCGUUGUUUCCCAAUAAGGAAUUGCUUGAUGAAACCAAGAAACUUGUGGGAUAUGAAACAAGUUCUCCAAAGCCUCCUUUAGAACGUAUUACGCUAACACUCCCAACAAUCAACCAUGCAAAAAACGUUGCGUUUAUUGUAGUUGGCAAAGGAAAGGCUCAAAUAAUGCAGCGACUCUGUGAAGAUCACUCCUUGCAAUAUCCGGCUCGCCUGGUUGUUCCGAUAUUUACUCGCAAAGAAUGGUUUGUUGACGAAGACGCCAUGUCACAAGUCGUUGCAGCUCAAGAAGCUCCGAGAGAAAUGCUAUAAUACUUACAGUGCUCGUGUACCCUCCUCCCUUUGACUCUCAGGUUUUUAACUU
Galdieria sulphuraria is the source of this 1103-nucleotide messenger RNA. RefSeq names its product 6-phosphogluconolactonase. Gene Ontology annotation, molecular function: 6-phosphogluconolactonase activity. NCBI's taxonomy places the organism in Eukaryota, Rhodophyta, Bangiophyceae, Galdieriales, Galdieriaceae. The transcript has 5 exons. Bases 14 to 1051 code for a protein of 345 amino acids. Gene Ontology annotation, biological process: carbohydrate metabolic process; pentose-phosphate shunt. The record is from RefSeq and is a predicted model, not a curated record.